CGUCUGGCUUGCGCAGGCGCGUUGCCCCGCGGCGGCCAGCGGGCUGCUCUUUGUGGAGGUGUCUGUCCUUUUGUGAAAGGCUGGUCAGCUCUCCCGGCCGUCAGCCCGACCGCGCGCGGGUCGCGGUCGCCGUCCGUCCCGCUUCCUGUGUGUGGCCGAGUUUCCGCGCUCGCUGUCCCUGGGCGGAGGAACCCGAGGCCUGGCCCUUGCGCUGCAGCGCGGCUCGCCCCGAGGAAUGUGACGGGGAAGAAGGGGCGUGUGCGCGAGGGGCCGGGGAGCGAGGCCGGGGCGGUGUGACAGGGGGUGACGGCGGACGGGGGAGGCGCGUUUGCCUCAGCCGGGGCGCCGGCAGGAGGCUCCGGGCGUGCGAGGGUGCAGCCGUGAGCGCGUGGCGACCCUGCGAGGCUCCCCUGCGGGCCGCCGAGCCCGAGCCAGCCGCAGAAGCGGGACUCGCUCCUCUAGGGCUGUGCACCCCCUCGGGGGCCGCCGCCCAGGGGCGCCAUGGAGACCUCGGCCCUGAAGCCUGAGGAGACAGCUCUGUGCUCUCAGAACCCUGCCCUUUCCCUCAAAGAGAAUCCAGAGGCUGAAUUGGGUUGGGGUCUCCUGGAAGCCAGGUCUGAGGAAUCGGUGACCUUCAAGGACGUGGCCGUGGACUUCACCCAGGAGGAGUGGAGUCAGUUGGAUUCCCCUCAGCGAGCCCUGUACCGGGACGUGAUGCUGGAGAACUACCAGAACCUUCUCGCCCUUGGGCUGGUCCUGUGUGGGCAGCUCCUAGCCCUGCUGCUUUCUCCCCCUUGGUCAGGGCCCCCAGUCUGCAAGCCAGAUGUGAUCUCUCAUCUGGAACGAGGCGAGGAGCCAUGGCGUGUGCAGAGGGAAGUGCCUGGAGGAGCUUGUCCAGAAGGGGCGCCUCGGCCUGAGGUGGAGGAGGCAGAACCCCCUCAGCGGCGGGCUGCUUGCCAAGGAGAGGCGUUCCAGGAGCCGAUCAUGCAGCCAGCGAGGCCCAGCCUCCACGGUGCCAGUCCGGGGGAGACAUGGGCCUGGGCAGACCCAGCAGAUGCUGUGUGGGGAAGCAAGGCUGUGUUAUGGAAGCACACACCUACCGCCGGUGAGGACGUCUCCCCCGAGGAGCACCGUCGGGGCCAGGACACGUCGAAGGAGGGCUCCCCCCUCGGGUGCACCGUCCCCGCCGAGCCGAGCAACCCCACACGGGGACGGUGUCCUGACACACACCUCAGGGAUGUCGCAUCCGCUGAGGGCGUCACCAAGGCCCCCGGGAGAACGCACGCAGGGGAAGGCUCGCGGAAGUCAAGUGAGCAGGGCCAAUCCCCACAGGCGUGCAGGCAGCGCGGCUUCCUGGUGUGCGGCGAGUGCGGGAAGGCGUUCCCCCAGAGCGCGUCGCUCACGCUGCACCGGCGCUGGCACAGCCGGGAGAAGGCGUACAAGUGCCGCGAGUGCGGCAAGGCCUUCCCCUGGAGCACCAACCUCGUGGAGCACCAGCGGAUCCACAGCGGCAAGAAGCCCUUUGUCUGCAGGGAGUGCGGCAAGGCCUUCAGCUGCCACUCGUCGCUCAACGUGCACCAGCGGGUGCACACGGGCGAGCGGCCCUACAAGUGCAGUGCCUGCGAGAAGGCCUUCAGCUGCAGCUCCCUGCUCAGCAUGCACCUGCGCGUGCACACCGGCGAGAAGCCCUACAAGUGCGGCGAGUGCGGCAAGGCCUUCAACCAGCGCACGCACCUGACCCGGCACCACCGGAUCCACACCGGCGAGAAGCCCUACAAGUGCGACCAGUGCGGCAAGGCCUUCACCUGCCACUCCUCCCUCACCGUGCACGAGAAGAUCCACAGCGGAGACAAGCCGUUCAAGUGCAGCGAGUGCGAGAAGGCCUUCAACCACCGGUCCCGCCUCACCCUCCACCAGCGGAUCCACACGGGCGAGAAGCCAUUCAAGUGCACAGACUGCGGGAAGGGCUUCAGCUGCCACUCGUACCUGCUCGUGCACCAGCGGGUCCACAGCGGCGAGAGGCCGUUCAAGUGCAACGAGUGCGGCAAGGCCUUCAGCUCCCACUCGUACCUCAUCGUGCACCAGCGGGUCCACACCGGCGAGAAGCCCUUCGACUGCAGCCAGUGCUGGAAGGCCUUCAGCUGCCACUCGUCGCUCAUCGUGCACCAGCGGGUCCAUACCGGCGAGAAGCCCUACAAGUGUCGCGAGUGCGGCAAGGCCUUCAGCCAGAACCACUGUCUCAUGAAGCACCAGAAGGUUCAUUCCGGAGAGAAGUCUUUGAAGCGCAACGACUGUGGGCAGAUGUUCAGCUGGAGCGCACGCCUCCUGGAGCACCGGAAACUGCACAGCGAGGAGAAGCCCUUUGCCCUCCAGCUCAACAAACACCUGCUGGGCACGUACUACGUGCCCGGCGGUCUGCUGGGGGCUGGGGACACGGAGGUGAGGGCCGUGGACCCAGUGAACGCCAUGGAUGUGGCAGAGCUCCUGUGUGCGGCCCCGCCCCCGCCCAGCAGGAAUUGCCCCCUGGGGAGCAAGCCCGGACACUGACAGGAGGUCUGGGGAGCCACUUCCUGGGCUGCCCAGGAGACGGCACAGUCACUCCUCAUGGGCUCCUGGAUCCAGGCUGCUCCUCCUUCCAGCCCAUGCAAGCCUGGCCCAAAGCUCAGAGCACUUCCACCCACUGGGAAGGGGUGAGAGUGGAGAGCCUUUUGAGGAUGUCCAUUGUCUGUUCCCCGGAUGAGCGUGGAGGUCACCGACCGGGGAAGGGAAGUGGUUCCCGCAGAUAAAAAGGGCCUUUGUGUCCUCAGACGGGCUCCUGGAGUGCCUUCCCUCUGUAACCCGCUGUGCGACAACAGAAAUAAAACACCAGAGUUGCAAGCA
Oryctolagus cuniculus (rabbit) is the source of this 2880-nucleotide messenger RNA. Lineage: Eukaryota; Metazoa; Chordata; Mammalia; Lagomorpha; Leporidae. The record is from RefSeq and is a predicted model, not a curated record.